Molecule: messenger RNA, 2922 nt
Organism: Synchytrium microbalum
Lineage: Eukaryota; Fungi; Chytridiomycota; Chytridiomycetes; Synchytriales; Synchytriaceae
Exons: 12
Coding region: 1-2922 (973 amino acids)
Biological process (GO): transmembrane transport
Cellular component (GO): membrane
Molecular function (GO): protein binding; transmembrane transporter activity; phosphatidylinositol binding
Source: RefSeq, a predicted model, not a curated record
AUGACCAGCUCGAAGGAGGUUCAAUGGCCUCCAGCACGUACAAUAUCCAGGGACGCUUCUAUUCGCCACUCUCUACUCUUGGACCAAGGAAACAAACCAGUACCCACAUUGGAAGUUGAAGAUGUGAGACCAUCAAGCUACGAAUCGAUUGUAAAGAAGCCGAUUUACAGGAUUAAGGUCGUGGAAGAUUGGAUUCCCGAGUACACGGAGGAACUUAAUGUGAAAGCUGGAGACAUCUUUGAGGUGGUCGAUCAAACGUCCUUCUACUACGAAGUCAUCGGCGUGGAUCCAAAGGCACCAAAGCACGGAUUCAUUCCUAGUAACAUCGCUGUAAUCGAACGUGACUAUGCGUACCCUGAAAACAGCAACCCUCACGAUGCUGGACAGGCUCGCCGAGCGGAUUCUGGAUACAUAUCCGCCUCUAGGUCUAAAUCUCCUAGCCCGCAACCUCAUACGACGCACCGGGCUGGAUCCAACGAGUCUCUGACGAGAAAAGCAGCUAUACCAGCCUUUCCCUCUAUACCGACAUUAUCUGAUUCCGUUAGCAGCCUCACGACUACUGAAGCAUCUAUACCGACUCUAUCUGAUUCUAUUCAUCUUAAUCCACCCAGUCCAAAAUCUGCAACGACAUCCCCAACUGUGCCGGCACUAUCCAGUAUGCCUGUGAAAAGGAAUCCGUCAAGCCCGAAGCCGCCUCCGACAGUACCUCUGCCACCGCUCCCUCUGACACUACCACGUACACCAAUGUGCUAUGCAUCUAUAAUAGGUCACGAGGUGCAAGAUCAGAUAUAUAAAUGUGAAUUUCUUGGAUUGCACGGCAUCUCCAGGCUCGUAUUAUCUCGGUCGUUUGAAGACUUUUGGAAUCUCCAGAUGUCGCUAUCCUCCAACUUCCCAAGCGAAUUUGGACGAAGGACAGAGCCUAGGACUAUACCGUUUCUGCCUUUACCGGCAGCUCACGAGAGCACUGAAGUAUCCGAGGAUAUAGUACUGAGUAGGCGGGAGGCUCUAUCCACGUAUCUGUAUGAAUUGGUGAGGCUGCCUGCCAAAGUCGUGCAGUCGAAGGCAGUAACGUACUUUUUAGCUCUCAGGGCAGGGGAUGAGGAAGGUGGAGAGCCUGCUGGUCAGCAUGCAAAAGAAGGUGACGACGCUCAGAAAGUACAGCCAACUAGUGUAAAAGUGAAGCUAAUCGACGACGAGGACAUUCUCGCUUUGAAGAUACCGUUGGAUAUCGACUAUCCGGAACUUAUGAAGCAGAUUGUGGCCCGAGUAGGAGCCGAACGAGUAAAAAAUGGUGUAUGUUAUAAGGAUGAGAUUGGACGAGACAUCACAUUAGUUGGGGAGCAGGACCUGUCGUUACUGCUACGAACAAAUAAGAACCGUAUUAUACUUAAAGUAUUCUCAGCACCUUAUGAGCCAACUGCUCACAUGGACGAGGACAGAAAGAGCGCCGAUCUCGGAGAACAAACACUGACACCACCCUCGGAGAUGACGCUCCCACAGUAUGUGCCACUGGCGAAAUCCGAUGACUUUGAAAAAGCAAUUGUCAACCCAGCCGUCGAGGAAGCUGUUGUCAAGAAAAUCGACUGGAAACUACUGCCAUGGUUGAUUAUCUGCUACAUCUUUUCUAUCAUUGACAGAACGAAUUUGGGGAAUGCAAAGAUCGCCAACUCCGAGACUGGAGACUCGUUAGCUCAAUCUCUCGGUUUAACUGGAACGCAAUUCAACACUGCUGUCGCCGUAUUCUUCAUAACAUACUGUUUGUUUGAAAUUCCAUCCAAUCUUCUUUUGCGCUAUGGCCCAUCAGCUCAUUUUACUCGAAUAAUGUUCCUCUGGGGUAUAUGUGCGAUGAGUUUUGCUGCCGUCAAGAAUUUUGCUGGAUUGCUUGUUGCUAGAUUGGUUUUAGGAAUGCUGGAAGCAGCCAAUAAAGGAUAUUCACAGGCUAAGAGAGAUUUCUAUCCAGGUUUCUAUCCUGGAAUCGGCUAUUACAUCUCAUUCUGGUACACAUCUGAAGAACGAGCAACGAGAUUAGCUAUUAUUAGUAUAGCUGGAUCACUUUCGGGAGCUUUCGGAGGUUUACUGGCAUCUUGUAUCUCAUUCAUGAAUGGAAUUGGUGGGCUCAAGGGCUGGCAGUGGCUGUUUAUCUUCGAAGGAAUUCCAUCCGUACUCUUGGGUAUAGCAACGUUUUGGGUACUCCCAGAUUUUCCACAAACAGCCAAGUUCUUAACAGACAGUGAACGCAAAGUGGCAGUUUCAAGAUUACCUGUUGAUGCACCUAGUAUGGAGUCGCCCCAUUUCAGAUGGUCAGAACUAAGAGAGAUUUUGCUUGAUCCCAUAUGGUGGCUAUGGGUGUUUGCUUACUUUUUAAUGAACAAUGCUAAUAACGGACAAGGAUAUUUCAGUCCGACAAUCAUUCAAAACAUGGGCUUCCAGUCUUAUGUGGCACAAUUGCUGACCAUACCGACUAAUCUCUUUGGAUUUGGAGUGACUCUUUUCUGGAGUUAUCACAGUGACAAAACGAAGGAGAGAGGGCUGCAUAUUAUAACGGGAAUCGUCUCGAUGGCUAUAGGCUACUUGAUUCUGGCAACGACAUCUACAGUGGGAGCUCGAUACUUUGCAGUCUUCUUGACAACUUCCGUCAACAUUGCGAUCAUACCUUUCUUCGCAUGGCGUCUGGACACAGCGAAAGGGACUACGGCGUCUGGAGUCGCUAUAGCCGGUGUGGUCGGUUUAGGAAACUUGGGAGGAAUAACUUCACCAUAUCUGUUCCCUGAUUCAAGUGCUCCAAGGUUCCUUCCUGGGUGUUGGAUACUGUUCUCGGUACUGGUGCUGGACAUUCCGAUUAUCUUGUUUCUGAAACAUUAUUACGACAAGAAGAAACUAGCGUCUCAGAAUGACGUUGAGAUGGUACAAAAGUCAGCUUAA